AUGACAUCGACUCUACGUUCGAAAUUUUCCAAUGCUCAUUCAACUACUUCUAGUUUAUCUCAAGAUCCUCAUCCAUUCUUACGUAUGCAAAUAUAUAAUUUUCAAAUACAACCGAGUAAUCAAUCUGUAAAUUUAUCACAUAUUAGAACACAAGUUGAACUUAAAGAAAAACUUCGAACAACACGAGAUAAUAUUGAAAAACCAUCAAAAGUUAAAUUUCCAGUAUAUCUUGAAAAAGAUAAAUGUAUUCCAUUUGAUGCUGGUUUAUUACAUAAAAUAAAAAGACAAAUUAUUAUUCGUAUUCAUUAUGAUAAUGUUAUGUAUAUAUUCGAGUCAGAUUUAGAUGCAUUGAAAAAGAUAGCUGAUGGACGUAGACAUCGAUUUUACUUUACACCACAAGCUCAAGCUGAAAUGGCUGUGAAAUAUAAAGAUUCAACUGGACAAACAAUUGUUGGAUUAGAUGUUAAACAAGGUGAAAGUCGUUUAGCUGAACGACGUCAACAAAUUUAUAAACAUUUUGGUCAUGAAUUUGUACCAAAAAUAUUUAAAUUACCAACAUUUUGUUCUGUAUGUACAGAUUUUCUUUGGGGAUUUGCCUAUCAAGGUUAUCAAUGUCAACGAUGUGAUUGUGUUGUACAUAAAGGAUGUUAUAGUCGAUAUGCAUGUCCAUGUAAAGGAAAAAAAUAUCCAGAUCUUAAAAUAAAUGUUGCUCACACAUUUGAACUUCAACCAUUUUCUUUAAAACCUCUUUUUUGUGAUCAUUGUGGAAGUUUUAUUCGACCUGGACAUGUUCAUAAAUGUUCUUAUUGUACAAUGAUUGUUCAUCGUCGAUGUAUAGCAAAAGUGGGUAAUUAUUGUGGAUGUAAAGAUAAUGUUUUAGCAUUAUAUGAAAAAUGGAAAGAGACACAUGAUAAUGAAUCAGAUUAUAAUUAUCAAUAUAAUGGUGAUCUAUAUAAUAUUUAUUCAAGUCUUAGUAGUGCUGAACAACAAGAAUAUACUCAAAAAGCAAUUGAACGUGUAUCGAAAUGUUAUCGACCAAAUAUAACAACUGGAUUUAAUAUAAAUCAAUUGCAAUUAAUAAGUACAUUAGGACAAGGAAUGAAUGGAGCAGUUUAUCUAGUUCAAUAUGAUCGAAAUCAUUAUGCAAUGAAAGUAUUAUGUAAAAAUGUUGUAUUAGAAGGACAAGAUUUAGCUUAUGUUAUGUUAGAAAGAAAAGUCAUGAUUCAAAGUCAAUCAAAUCCAUUUAUAAUUCAAUUAGCUUAUGCAUUUCAAAAUGCUGAAAGAUUAUUUUUUUUAAUGGAAGUAGCACGUGGUGGAAAUCUUUAUCGUAUGCUUUUGGAACAAACACCAAGACCAUUUGCAUAUGAUCGUAUUGUUUUUCAUUCUGGAGAAAUCGCUUGUGCACUUUCAUUUCUUCAUUCAAAACGUAUUGCUUAUCGUGAUCUUAAACCUGAAAAUGUUCUUAUAUUUGAAGAUGGACAUAUAAAAUUAGGUGAUUUUGGUUUAUGUAAAGAAAAUAUCGAUCAAAAUCCUAAAGCAACAACAUUUUGUGGUACACAAGAAUAUAUAGCUUAUGAAAUCUAUAAACAUUUUGAAUAUGAUGAAAAUGUUGAUUGGUGGUCAUUAGGUAUAAUGAUCUAUGAAUUAUUUACAUUUAUAACACCAUUUUAUGAUGAAGAUGAAUUACAAAUCGAAGAAAAUGUUCUUUUUAAAGAUGUUUACUAUCCUGAAACAAUGCGGAAAGAAGCAAAACAAAUUAUUUCAGGUUUACUUGAACGUGAUUCAAAACGACGAUUAGGAAAUAAAUCUUCACCACUAGGAUUAUUAAAAGACCAACCUUUUUUUUUAAAAGAACCAUAUACAUUAGACAAUAUUGAAAAUCGUCGAGUACCUCCACCAUGGGUUCCUAAGUCUUUAACACCAUUGGAACCAAGUAGUAAACCAUUACGUUUACCUGAUUUUGAACAAAAAGAUAAAGUUUUAUUAUUAUCAACACCACCCGAUACAUUUCGUGGUUUUUCUUUUAUUAAUACAAAUACUUCGACCAGUUUCUAA
Adineta steineri is the source of this 2055-nucleotide messenger RNA. The record is from the annotation of a GenBank genome assembly. NCBI's taxonomy places the organism in Eukaryota, Metazoa, Rotifera, Eurotatoria, Adinetida, Adinetidae.